GGGAAUACCAAAUCCAGGACAGGCAUCAACGGAGGUCGCCAAUACUUGAGGGACGAUAUGACGGAGCAUGUGCCGUACUUCAACCGCGGAGGGAUCAUUGGACACGACGGACGGCGGAAGACAGGGAUCCCUGGCAGGAACGGCGAGGAGCCAGAGACGAACAUGUUCAAUUUUGUGGACCUGAUAUUGAAUAUGCCUGAGAGGCCGAGUCUGCGAUUUGUGGUGUUGAAGUUAUUGAAGGUCCUCGUCGUGAUGACGAUCGGUAUCAGAAUGUUAAUCGCCUUGAGAAUAUCAGCAUCCUCGUCGUGGAUCUGGACCAUUCGAUGAUCGGGAACCAAUUUCUUAACUUUACUCAGCAGGACAACAAAAUGAAGGGACAGGUCAACUGGUCUGUUCAGAGCGGGUACAAAACUAUCGAUGCUGUGAUCGAGGACGUCGGGAAUGGCAACUAUUGGGGCGCGAUGGUGGUCCAGCCCAACGCAUCGGUGUCACUCAACAAGGCACUCUCGGGACCGAAUUCUGACUAUGAUCCCACCAAGGCGUUCAUGUUUAUCUACGAUGGCGGACGGGACCCACUGUCGGUGAAGCCAUAUAUCCUCGCUAGCAUGUACACACAGUUCUUACAGUUCACAAAGACGUUCAACCCGAUAUGGGUCUACUUCGUGCUGACUUAUGCAGACGAAAAGAAUACGACGCUCACACCGCUAGCAAGCGCACCCCAAGUCUUGGGCAUACCCGUGGCAUUCGAAGAACUAGAUAUCCAUCCGCUAUCAUCGUCGAUUAUCGCCUCCGCAACGUCGGUGGCGUACAUCUGGAUCUUCCUGGUUGCAGGCGGGAGCACAUAUUUGGUGGCAUAUACGGUCCAGCCGUUGACACGGGAAGGCGGUGUGACGCGGACGAUGAUGCUGCUGUUGAUACCGUUGUUGGUGUUCCUAUGCUCACUCUCGAUGGUGUACAGCAUCACGCUCCGGAUCUUUGGUGUAUUGUUCGAGUCGGCGGGGCAGUUUCUCUCGUUGUUCAUGGGCAUGCUGUUGCUCCAGGCGGCUGUGGCAUCGUUGAUCCUGUUCUUGAUAUUCCUGAUCCCGGUCAGAUACAUCCCAGUGAUCACUGUAACGUUCGUGGUGAUGAACAUGAUUGCGAUCUUUCAUCCUGUAGAGCUGAUGCCGCCGUUCUACCGAUGGGUGUAUGCGAUGCCCUUCCUGAACGCAGUGCAGAUGGCACGGUUUGUGCUCACGGGAUCGUAUAAUCGACUGGUAUACAACUUGCCGAUCUUAUUUGCGUGGAUUCUGGUGCCGCUCACAUUGCUGCCGUUCGCGAUCGCGAGACAGAAGCGGCUAAUGAUGGAAAUUUUGGAGUUAGAGGAACAGGACCGUCGACAGUCUCAGCAGAGAUAUUACUCGGAUAAGGAUACUGGGCUUAGAUACUAUACUGGAGAAGACGACGAUGACGAUGACGACGUGUACGACUAUAGGAGCGAGAAGGCAGGGAGAUACAGCAGGAAAUCGCGCGAGUCGGAGAGGCGUCGGGCUAGAAGUUCGACCCGACAUCGUGGUCUGGAACAGAAGAAGAAUUCGAGCGAGGAUGGGCUUGAAGGAGAGGAUGUGUCUGAGAGCAGAAACGAGCGUCGUCAACGCCGGCGCCGUCGCAACCACCGCAGCGGCAGUAACGGUGACAGCGAUGAUCGUGGGGAUGAUAGCGAGGAGAACAGCCAGGGCCUGAGCCAGGAAGGCUCUGUAGCAAAGGCUGCACGACUGAUCCGGCCACUAAAUCCAAGGACGCUUAGCAGCGGAGCUGUACCGAGUGCGCCGCCAGAAUCGCAGAUGUUCAGCACACAUCAUGGGACAGUUGGACGGACGCCAUCCGGAGAGCAAAAUCGGUCGUUGUUUGAGAUGCCGAAGUUGAGUCGACACCCGUAUGCGGCUGAAUUGGUCAGGCCGCAGACACCGGCCGAAGUGAAGUAAAGAGACCAGGGAACCAGCAGAAGAGAAGAAAAAAAUGCAUAGACUAUUUAUUCGAGUAAACGCGUUUAUGUUACAUGAACCU
Messenger RNA from Gamsiella multidivaricata, 2043 nucleotides. RefSeq lists its product as uncharacterized. The transcript is spliced from 2 exons. The record is from RefSeq and is a predicted model, not a curated record. Bases 324 to 1961 code for a protein of 545 amino acids. NCBI's taxonomy places the organism in Eukaryota, Fungi, Mortierellomycota, Mortierellomycetes, Mortierellales, Mortierellaceae. Gene Ontology annotation, cellular component: membrane.